AUGGUCAAAGACAUUUUUGGGCGUGACCGCUUUCAUUGCAAUUCCCGUGGCUGCAGCUGUGGAGAGUUUCAGAGUGAAGCGCAGCGAGAUCUUGCCAAGGCUGAAGAAGAUGGGACCAGCAUGGAGGAGAUGGAGUCAAGGUAUCACUCUAUGACCUGCCAAGCCAAAUCGGUGUACCAGCUUACUUGUAUUUGUGGCCAUGAUGCAAAUGACCACUCACAGAUCGAGAAAGUCGAAGCAGGCUUAGAGCCCGGUGAGGGCGAGAGUGAUGGGAUCUUCCUGGAAGAUGCCGGUGUGUGGACGGUGCUGCAAGUACUCCUCCGGAAGGAUGGCCCAGAUCCACGGAAUCUGCAAAUCAAGAGGCCCAAGAAGGCGCCGAAGCGUUUGCAUUGCACGGCCCGGCGCUGGCGCGGUCCCAUGGGAGGUCUGUGGGCCGAAUUGGAUCCUGGACAUCACUCUGCUGGUUGGGUGCUGCUGGAAGGCCCCGCCUCUGGGAAGCGGCCGGGCGGGCCGGCUGCCCCGGCUCACGCCGCGGGUCCCGGCCACGAGACCCGCGCCCGGGGUGUCACCACCGUUUGGGGGAAGGUUGUGGGAAGUGGCAACUGGGGCAUGGCCAUUGCCACUAUCAUUGCAGGCAACACAUCGCGACACCCAGAGUUUGAGGAUACCUUGACUGUCUGGAUGUUCGAGGAGGAGGUGCAGCACAAGGGUGUGAAGAGGAAGCUCUCAGAAGUCUUCAAUGAGACCAAGGAGAAUGUGAAGUACCUCCCGGGGAUCACCUUGCCCGAGCACGUCAAAGCGGAGCCAGACCUGAAGAAGGCCGUGAUGUACGCGGAUGUCCUGAUCUGGGUCUUGCCUCAUCAGUUUGUCGCGCGGACUGUGCAGAACAUGGGCAAGAUCAAGGAGGGCUGCGUCUCGGUGAGCCUCAUCAAGGGCGGCUUGGAGUUGGAGGGCGGCAAAUUGGGUCUUUGCUCUGACCUGCUGCGGAAGUUGCUGAAUCAUGAGGUUGGUGUGCUCAUGGGCGCCAAUGUGGCCAACGAGGUGGCAGCUGGGGAGUUCUGUGAGGCGACCCUCGGCAUCCAGGACAAGAAGUACCAGCAGAUGCUUGUGAAGUUGUUCGACUGCCGCACCUUCCGUGUCACCGCCGUGGAUGACAUCCCAGGUGUUGAGCUGUGCGGCGCUCUGAAGAAUGUCGUGGCGCUGGGUGCAGGCUUUUGCGACGGCCUGGAGUACGGCGGCAACACCAAGGCUGCGUUGAUCCGCAUUGGCCUGCAGGAGAUGAAGCUUUUCAUCCGAUACUUCUACCCUGAGGUGAAGGAUGCCACCUUCCUCGAGAGCUGCGGUGUAGCGGACUUGAUCACCACCUGCUUCGGUGGCCGAAAUCGAAAGUGUGCCGAAGCCUUCGUGAAGGCCAAGGGCGCCAAAGGUUGGGAUCAAAUCGAGAAGGAGCUCCUGGGCGGUCAGAAGUUACAAGGCACCCUGACGGCGCAGGAGAUUUGGCCAGUCAUGCAGAAGCACAACUUGUGCGACAAGCUGCCACUCUUGACCACCAUUUACCAGAUCGCCUUCGAGGAUCGGGCGCCCUGGAGCAUCGUGAAGCUGCCCUCGGGAAUGCCUCACUCGGCCUUCCACGAGGAUGACGGCUUCUUCGAGAAGAAGAGCUCGAGACACUUGCUCCGAACGGGCCUGCAGAGUCGUCGCUUGGAGCGUCGCUUGGAGGGGAAGCGUGAGUCAUUCACAGGACUACUUGAUGCAACGCUGGAGUCUCAGGACAAUGCCAAGCGACAGAAGCUAGGACAUAUAGGAGAUACCAACGGCAUGAGGGACUUCGAGACCGAGCCGGCAGCUGAACCCUCUCCUGGUCGAGCGGAACCCCCACGUUCGGCGGCGGACUGGCUCGGGCCUGAUCUGGAGGCAGCUUCAGCUCCCAAAGCGAGCACAGAAGCGGAGGAGGGUUCACAGUCAUUCUACCAGAAUGGCUCAUACCCUCUACCAUUCCCUCGGUUUUCCACUCGCCAAGCACAUGCAGAUGCAACUCGCCAAGCCCAUGCAGAUGCCACUCGCCAAGCCCAUGCAGAUGCAACUCGCCAAGCCCAUGCAGACGCCACUCGCCAAGCACAUGCAGAUGCAACUCGCCAAGCCCAUGCAGAUGCCACUCGCCAAGCCCAUGCAGAUGCAACUCGCCAAGCCCAUGCAGACGCCACUCGCCAAGUUCAUGCAGAUGCCACUCGCCAAGCCCAUGCAGACGCAACUCGCCAAGUUCAUGCAGAUGCCACUCGCCAAGCAGAUGCAACACGCCAAGCCCAUGCAGACGCCACUCGCCAAGCACAUGCAGAUGCAAUGCGCCAAACACGUGCAGAUGCAACUCGCCAAGCAGAGGCAUGGCAGGUGUUUCAGCAGAAGCAGCAUCAGCAUCAGCAGGCUCAGCAAGCACAGCACGAACUUCACUCAUGUCAAACGGAGCUACAUGGGCUCCUUCAGAGGAUUGCAGAUGCCAUGUUUGAGCAAAGCCAGCGCACGCAGCAUGCGCAGCAAGUCCUCUCACAGAGCUUCUACUCACAGCCACAAAGUUUCUAUCCACUCAACGAAGGUCAGCCGGACAACAAGUUGCCCCAAUGCUACGACCUGAGUCGGGAGCUGCCACCACCUCUGACCGUGCCGACGAUCAAUCCUUGGAAGGAGCCAGGGCGUCUAGUCGAGGCUCUCAGUUACUGUGGCGCUGUCUUCAUCAGUACCGACGAGUGGAGCUGUCCUUACCCGAGCUUUCCUCUGUGGAAAGGGCUCUGGAAAGAAGCUUUGCUACAGCCAGGGGCCUUCAAAAGGCGGCCCUUAGUGAGCAGUGGACAGCUACGGUUCUCCCAAGGGGAGGAUUUGCUCCGCACGAUGUCGGGGAGUGAGAAGAUUCAUACACCAGAUGUGCGCUACAACUUCGGCUUGGGCUUAGACACUCUGCGACAGCCCAUUUCAGACUGGGGUGAUCUGCAUUGGCUGCGCGAGGAGGUUGGCACCUCUUUCAACGUCUUGUCGGCGAUGCUGAAGAGCGAGCUCUUUGCCUUGGGGCCGCUGCAAGAGGAGCCACCAGGAAGUCUAGGUGCUUUGGUGGCGAGAGGCUUCGAAUAUUUCAACGGAAGCCGCAUGCGUCACUGUGUCUACCCAGCCCAUGGGUCCUGCACAGAGCACACAGACUAUGGCUUGGUGACUUUCCAGUGCUUUGGAGUGACCGACCUGUGGACGGUGCCUGUUGGGGUCGUGCGUACCGUCUUUAAAGGCAGAGCACAGCGCCCGGCCUCGAGGAUCGGGUCGGGGAAGGACCUGGCGAGGAGCGGCCCAAGGCGCUGCUCAACGGGGAAUGGAUGUCCUUGGACAUGCCUGAUGCGAAUGUGUUCGGUGUCGUGUUUGCUGGCGACAUGUUGGAACGCGUCACCAAUGGCAAGGUUCGGGCUUUGGUGCAUCGUGUCAAUACUGAGAUGCUCACUGCGAAUUGCCAGACGGGCGCGGACAGGGAGGUUGUGA
Durusdinium trenchii is the source of this 3513-nucleotide messenger RNA. Lineage: Eukaryota; Dinophyceae; Suessiales; Symbiodiniaceae. The record is from the annotation of a GenBank genome assembly.